Molecule: messenger RNA, 2970 nt
Organism: Aphis gossypii (cotton aphid)
Lineage: Eukaryota; Metazoa; Arthropoda; Insecta; Hemiptera; Aphididae
Product: uridine phosphorylase 2
Exons: 7
Coding region: 462-1481 (339 amino acids)
Biological process (GO): uridine catabolic process; nucleotide catabolic process
Cellular component (GO): cytoplasm; cytosol
Molecular function (GO): uridine phosphorylase activity
Source: RefSeq, a predicted model, not a curated record
GCCGCACGUCCAGUGUUCGUUGGAAUAGUGGGUACCGCAAGCGCGUGCAACUGUUGAUAUAUAUAUACCGUCAAGUAUUACUGUUCGGGCGAAUUUUUUUUUUUUUUUUCGUUCCGCCGCCGCCGCCGCCGCCGUACGGUGGGAGCUCCGAGGAGUCCUUUCAGUGUUCGCCGUCCACUCGUCCCCCGAAGGAAUACCAUUGUAGUGUAACCGGUGGCGCCGUACGUACAGCAGGUAGGUAUCCAUUGUACCCAAAAUACGCGUCGUCACACGUCGAGUGUUCCAACGAUUAUAGUAAUACUAUCGACGAGAAGAAAACCUCUCGCCCACGCCGUACCGCAAGACAACAAUAUAAAAAUAAUAAAUCAACAUUGUUAUAACGAUAUUGUUUUAUAGUGUAUAAACUAUCGAACGACAGAGUCGUGACAAAUCGCCAGCGCCGGACCGAAGCAAGAUUCGCAAUGUCUUUCUUUCAGGAGGAGAACGACGAGUAUGAAGAUGUGAGCACUGUUAUGGUUCGAAACUCGCAUCUUGAUCUCAUGGAUCAAGAUAUUUUAUAUCAUUUGGCUCUAGGAAGUGGUUCACAUGACCUUAGAGCUAUGUUCGGUGAUGUUAAGUUUGUGUGUAUGGGUGGGACGCCAAAACGCAUGGAACAAUUCGCUUAUAGAUUAAUGGAAGAAAUAUCAUACAAAAUACCUACAGGUACCACGUUGCAAGACAUCAGUCGAUAUUCGUACAGAUACUCAAUGUACAAAGUAGGCCCCGUUUUGUGUAUAAGCCACGGAAUGGGAAUGCCUUCGGUGGGAAUUCUUUUACACGAGAUCAUUAAACUGAUGUUCCACGCCAAAGUCGUAGAUCCUGUUUUCUUUAGGAUAGGUACAAGUGGUGGUAUUGGGCUGGAAGGCGGAACCGUGAUCAUUUCCGACGAGGCUGUUGAUGGAACUCUCCAACCAUUUUUGGAAUUACAAAUUUUGGGUAAAACUGUGAAAAGGAGUUCAGUCCUUGAUAAGAAACUUCAGUGGGAGUUAAAAUCGCUAGCAGAACCGGACGACCCGUAUCCAACAGUAAUCGGCAAGACUGUAUGCACCAGUGAUUUCUAUGAAGGUCAAGGACGUAUGGACGGAGCAUUUUGCGACUUCACAGAAGAAGAAAAAAUGGAAUAUCUAGAGAAAUUAAAAUUUAACGGUGUGAGGAAUAUCGAGAUGGAAUCAUUAGCUUUCGCAGCGCUCACGCACCAUGCGGGAAUUAAAGCAGCCGUGGUUUGUGUCACACUGUUGGAUCGACUAAAGGGAGAUCAGAUCCAUUAUCCCAAAGAGGUAUUGGACGAAUGGCAGCAGAGACCCCAGAAAUUGGUAUGCCGUUACAUAAAGAAAUACCUUUCAAAACGGGGUUUGAUAUUGAACAACCAUUGUGGAUCGGUGAACGUCAAGAGCCCGAGAAGGUUUAAGCUCGUCCAGCAAGAAUCCGAAAGUUAUGACUAAACCAAACAAUUCAAUACAAUACGCUUCUGGACGUGCGGCUCUACACGAUACGCUCCUAAAUAAUAUAAUAUUAUGCUAUAACCGUUGACGAUAAAAUACUAUCUAUCUAUAAUAUUCACGAUAGUAUAUUAUUUAUAUGAUUUACGUGGUUUCGUGUUAAAUAACGCUAUUUUAUUCCAAUUAUUUCUUCUUUUUAAAGACUUUUUCAUACUUAAUAUUAUAUUCUAUCUUUAUAUCAUACACCUAUAUAUAUAUAUAUAUAUUAAAUAUACCUAACCUACCAUUAAAUAUUAUAAAUUCAACAAUAUAUAUCCCACUCUUAAAAUAUUUUUGAAUGUUUUGUAUAUUAACUAUGUGUGUAUUAACUAUUAACUAUUAAUUAUAACUUCUCUGUAAUAAAAAACUUAGUGUACUAGCGAUAUUUUAACUGGUAGUUAACUAAAAUACUCACUUAUAUAAGAUUUACAUAUUAUUUCAUUAAACCGGGUUUUAGUGAUAUAUUAACCUUACUUGUUAGUUGUUUAAUGUUCAAAUAUAUCUAUAGUUGAUUAUAGCCGUACAAUUUGUACUUGAAUAUCACAUCUACGAAAAAUAUCCUAUCUUUUCUUAGUAAAAAUAUUUUACGCGUUUCAUUAUAAAAAUGGUUUUUUUUUAAACAACGUAUAUUGUUUACAAAGCCUUUGACUACAUUAUUAUUGCUCAAAAUUCGUUUGCACGUAAUUCCAAACACCAAUAAAUAGGCAACUAAUAAUGAUACAAAUACAAAUUACAGUUAACAGCCUAUGUUAUAUAGAAGAUUUACACAGUUUAGAAUUUUUUUAAUUAUAAACAAUAAUAUUAAUAUAUUUUAGCAAAUUUAGGUAUAAUAAAAAGUAAUGUUAGUAUAAUAACCAAUAGCACUGUUAAAUGUACCUAAUAUUGUUAUUCAAUGGUAGUUUAUAGUUAAAUAAAUGUUUUUUAAUAACCUAUUUUACUGACUAUAAUAUCUUAUUGGACUUUUUUUCAAUUUAUAUUGUUUAAUAUUUAUUAUAAUACAAAAUGACCUUCUUGUAUUAAUAAAUAUUUAGAGGCGAUUGUUAAUUAUUGUAUUUUAAAAUUUAGUAUAGCCUCAUGUAUAAGAUCAUGUUAAUUAUUUUUCCUGUACAUUUUAUGUAAUUACAAAAACCAAGAGAACUGUACAUUAUAUAAAACGCACAGUAAAUUUUUGACUCAAUGUAAAAUUAUUUUUAACAUAAUAUAACUAUUUAUAUAAGUGUAACAUAUUCAACCAUAUAUAAUAACUAUUAUUAGAUUGUAAUCGUCAAUUUUAUAUGUUAUUUAGUUAGAGCAUUUAUAAAUCAACGAUUUAGAUUAGAUUAAUUUAAUUACUAUACCUAUAUAAAAUAUAUAUGUAUAAAAGAAAAUGUAAAUCAACAACCAUUACAAAUAAUAAUAUCAUACCUACUGUAUACAUUUUAAAAUUAAAUAUAUACGAGUUUGAUAAAAAAAA